UCUAUUUAAGCAACCGUCAGUGAGCUAGUUACCGUUAGCCUGUCAGAAAACAUCAAACUAGCACUGCUCUCUGAGGAAUAUCUUCGUGUUUCACACACUCACUGUAACUGUUACUAAAGUCUGAGUUGCUCCCUGUGUAGUUAAAGCCAUUAAAAUGAAUUGGGUCGGGGGUUCACGGAGCCGGUUAGUGAUGAAGAACGACGCGAAAAAACAAAGGGAGUUCUUUGAAAAGAGAAAAAUACAACAAAGAAUGAAAAACAUGGGGGUUUCCCUGCCUGCGUCCCCUCAAAACACCAGUAAUGCUGGUAUGGACCUGGUGACUUUGUUCAUUGUCAACCAGAUUGCUGCAAAGAAAGUAAAUAAAGAUCCUCCUAAAGUGGCAGUCCUUGGCAGAAGUAAAGGAGGAUCUAAGCAUGGGAGAAACGAGCCCCUGGUGCUCCCCAUGAGCCCCUGCUCUCCAUCACAGCUGAGCCUUGUUGAGAGCCAACCUCAGCACAGUCUUCAUGAAACAAGAAAGAGAAAGCAUGUUAUUCCACAAGCGUUCAAGUAUCGACAGCUGUCACCAGUGCUGGAGUCAGCUUUCUCCGACAAUAGCGCAUCUGACUACCUGCCGCCCAUAACCGACCCCCUCAGCCCCUUUUCCACCUCAUCAGCUUCCUCAGGCCAAGGAAUGUUCCCCCUGCAGCUGAGUCUCCAGCAGAGAAGCCAGACACAGCUUCCUCCCCAUUACCCCCCUUCACCCUGGGACACGUCAGGGAUGGAGCAGACCAAGUUUCAGCCUUUCUCCCAGCAUAGAGGUAUGAUAGACAACAUCCCCUGGUCCCGUGGAUCAAACCCACCCUUCUACCAACUGAAGACACCCACAGCAGCGCAAGUCCUGUUUAAAAGUCCACAGCCAGAUAAUACAGAGACCAGGGACCAUGCAAGACAUGAGGUCACCUUCUCCCCCAACCAACAAGAGGACAGGGAGCCCAUGCUGGACUUCACUCUUGACCAAUCAGAAACUGAGCAGCAUAUUGAGGAAGACGUCUUCAGGGGCUUUAAUACUGAAGAAUGUGACAGAGACGCUUCUCAUUUUGGGAGCGGGAAAUCAAAGAUAUAUCUCAAAGAUGAAACAUCAGUCAGAUCUUCAACUCCACAAACUGUCCCUGACCCACAAUGCAGGGAAGAAGAGGAAGCGACCGCCUAUCUCUCCAGCCGCACCGACAUGAACUUUUCAUGUCUGGAACACAACAAUAGCCCCAUGAAUAGCUGUGACUGUUCGCCAAGUUACUCUUGUGAAGGAGGUUACCUCAGUACAGACUCGAAUGCUGAUGAAGAAUGCAAUCACCAAGCCUGUUGUGCAGAUAGCCUAAACCCAAACCUCGCCCUACAGGGGCAGCCCAGGCUUCUCACCCCACUCCUAAAACCAAAAAUGACCUUUAGAGAUGAGCAGGAAGUUAUGGAGAACACACCUCCCCCAGAUAAAACCAUAGGAAGUAACAGCCAACACCUGGGAAGCCACACAGCUCAGUUCAACUCCCCUCAGGCUCAAACUCAGAGCACCGAGCCGUGCAAAUGCAAGAAAACACCCAGCGACAGUCGAGAUGCUGCAACUCAAACUAUUGACAUCCCUGCAGCUGAGACAUGUGAUGCCUCAACGCAGUGCGGCUUUGAUGUUGACAGUGGAACUAAAGCCAGGGAGUUUAACUUGUGUCUACCACCUGUUGAUGUGUCAGUACAGCAUCCAGCCACAGGGAGGCAGACUGAUACUGUUGCAGCGCAAAAUACACACACACCUUCACCGGGCAAGGAGAGGAGCCGAUGGAGGUAUACGCCCUGGAGCAAGAAGAAAUUCAGUGCUGGUUCCCUAUCAGGCAACAGCAGCAAAUUCACUGUUGGUAACAGUGAUGGCAACGGAUCUUACAGACCCACAAACCCCUUUAGAGAUGCUCUGAGCAUGACUAAUGCAGAGGGAUGGCAACAAGAACAUGGCCGUUUGAUGAAAGACCUCUGCACUGAAGCAACGGAGGAGGUCACAUCUGCCACCGGAGUUAACAGACACUCAGAAGAGGCUACAACACUUGAGGAAAUAGCUGACAUUUUGCUCCUGCUCAAGCAGAGGAAGGAGUAGGGAUGGUUUUGUUCAAAGUGUUAUGAUAGAGAUAGUGAAAUAAAGCCCCCAAAGCAUUAUUCUAA
Molecule: messenger RNA, 2178 nt
Organism: Larimichthys crocea (large yellow croaker)
Lineage: Eukaryota; Metazoa; Chordata; Actinopteri; Sciaenidae
Gene: redic1
Product: regulator of DNA class I crossover intermediates 1
Exons: 15
Coding region: 155-2113 (652 amino acids)
Source: RefSeq, a predicted model, not a curated record